Musa acuminata AAA Group (dessert banana) is the source of this 1029-nucleotide messenger RNA. RefSeq lists its product as uncharacterized. Bases 254 to 763 code for a protein of 169 amino acids. The transcript has a single exon. NCBI's taxonomy places the organism in Eukaryota, Viridiplantae, Streptophyta, Magnoliopsida, Zingiberales, Musaceae. The record is from RefSeq and is a predicted model, not a curated record.
CAAGCAAAACGAUGCGACUCGGUCCAUCUCUCGGUUUUAUAACCCAGAGUCUACUGCACGUUCCAGUCUCCCACAUUUCCUACUCCAAACCACCAUCACUCUUUCCUCAUCCCCACACUUUUGCACCACCCAAAACGCCACUGCCACUUCCAGAUCUAUGACGACUGUUCCUGCUCGACUUCCAUGUCUCCUCUGACCGUCUUCCACCACACUGUGAUUUGAAGCCACAACAUCACUCCUUGCAGCGAGCGACAUGGGUGGAUACUCCAGGAUGGGAGUGGUCACGGGCUCCACGGCCAAGUCAAGAUCCAUGGAGUUCUCAGAUCCCACCUUCUUCUCUCCCCCACCGAAAGAAGCCCCAGAGCCUCAACAAAAAGAAGCUGCUGAUGUCAUCAAGCCUGUCGACCGCUUCUCGUGGCUGCAGCAGCAGCAGGAGGAGGAGGAGGAGGAGGAGGAGGAGGAGGAGGAAGGCGGGCAGAGGUUUGGGGUGAUACUCAGCAGGACCUGCUCCUCUGCCUCUCAGAGGUUCUCUAAUGGCUCCACCGGCCUUCAGAGUGCGGUCAUGAGGGCCUUCUCCAUGAGGAGGUCCUCCUCGGUCAGAGAGGGCUACUGCAGGAUCCAUGACACUGGUGACGAAGAUGGCGGUGCUGACUUAAUGGACGAGGAGGAGGAGCAGCAGCAGCAGAUGAGGUAUUCCAGGAAGAAGAAGAAGAAGAACAAGGGAAAGUUCCUAAGGGCAUGCAAGAGGCUCCUUGGAUUCUAAUGGUGUCGUGUUUCUUGCAUCAUCUUACUAUAUACUCUCUCUAUCUGCUUCCUUCUUUCCUUCCUUCCUUCCCACCCCAACUCUCGCUCAUAGGAAUUUGCAGUUUCAUCUGGACCUAAUGGGUUUGCAUCGACCCACUUUUUUCGGUUUUGGGCUCUCAGGUCUUUGAGCAAAUGGAGAGUCAUGUUAUAAUACUAUCUUGUCUCGUCUGCAGGUUUCUCGCUAAAGUGUUUUCGUAUAUGCCAAGUUGGAAACAAUUCAGCUGU